AUGGCCGAGGACGACGCAAACUCGGCAUCGAGCCACGACGACGGCUCCAGUACCGACGAGGCCACGCCUGCCGUUGCCUCGUCGUCGCAGAACGGCUCUGAGCAGGUGGCCGGCAAGAAGCGCAAGCGGGCCAAGUAUCAGAAGACGUCCUGCGAGCUCUGCAAAGCGCGCAAGGUCAAGUGUGACCGCGCCGAGCCCGCUUGUUCAUGGUGCGCGCGGCACAACCGGACCUGCGUCUACCUUGAGAGGCAGAAGCCGGGCAGCCGCAUCGGCUUUAGCCUAGAGCUCGAGGCCAAGGUCAACCGCAUCGAUGCGUUACUGCAGAGCCUGGGGCGCCGCCUUGUAAGCCCGUCAUGGGAUGCAAAUGGCGCCGACAACUACCAGGAUGCGCGAAUGCCCCCCCAUGCCAACACCAACUCACCUGUGGUCAACAACGCGUAUGCCCACACUUACCCGUCCUCUACCUUUUCAGCCUCUCGAAGAGGACCCUCGUCCAUAUCCGCCGUCAACGAUUUCCCCCCUCACGACAUUGUCUAUACCAUCGUCGAUCUCUACUUCAAGCACUGCAACCCCUGGUGCCCCAUCUUGGACCGCAAAACCACGUUCGGCCUCUUUUUUGGGUCGACAUCCCUCAACGAGCCGGACCGUGUGCUUUUACAUGCCAUCGUGGCUACGACCUUGAGGUUCCUCAAAGACCCUCGGCUGUCCCCGGAGAUGAGAGCCCAUCAUCAUGCCGUGUCGAAACGAAUCGUGCAAAUGUAUACGAUGGAAAACGUGAGCGUCCCCGCGCUCAGGGCCUUAAUCAUACUUAGCUUGGAUGAACUAGGCACCUCGAACGGCCCCAAAGGCUGGAACCUCCUUUCACUUCUGGCACAAAACGUCAAACAGCUGGGGCUGUGCGAAGAAAGCAGCGUCUACCUCUCCGUCCAGUCUGACAAUCUGCCGCACACGGGGUCCAUACGAAGAGUCACUGCUGGACGGCCGGACUCGUGGAUUGAGGAUGAAGGGCGGCGGCGGAUGUGCUGGAUGGUGUAUCUGCUUGACCGAUACGCAACGAUAGCCACGACAACCUUUGACUUUAUGCUGGAAGACAGAAAGAUGCAAAGGGUUCUUCCGAGCUCUUAUGAUCUCUUCUCCAGAAAUGUUCCAGUCGAGACGCGGUCUUGGGUAUCGACAUCCCAGCCGUACGGCACGACGGGAUAUGCCACCAAUAAGCCGGAAAAUCUGGGCAGCUUCUCGUACCACUGCGAAAUCCUGAGGAUACUCAGCAAAGUGCACGAGUUUCUGAAGACGCCUCUCGACAUCACAUCUUCACCCGAUGUGGCCAGCUGGCGAAACACGUACCGAUCUUUAGACAGCGCACUUGACGGCUGGCUGAGGAGCCUGCCCAGCGACUACAGCAAGAUCUCGGCGCUCUGCCACUCUGACCCGGGGAGCCGAGUGGCAAACUGGUUCAUGUUGCACGGCGCCUACGUUACGUCUGUCGUGCGACUGCACUCCUCAGCGGCGUAUCCGACCGUUAGGUCGCACCUUUUCGUCCCCUCGUAUUACGCCAUGCAGCGGUGCUUGUCCGCCGUUCAGAGUCUCGCAGACAUUGCCCGAGAUGUGUUUGAAGCAAGUGGUUUGGAUAAUCUCGGGCCUCCCUUCAUCUUUGGUCUCUGGGUUGCCGCAAGGCUGUUGCUCGUCCAUGCGGCCUCUAUCGGCUGCCCUGUCGACCCCAAGAUUGAGUUCUUCAUCGAGAUUCUCGGUCAUAUUGGGCAAUACUGGGAGGUUGCCAACAACUAUGCCAAAAUUCUUUCCAGAGCCGUCCAGAGAGGGCGGCAAGGAGACAUGAACUUUACAGCCAUGCGAAGGAGCGCGCACGAUCUUGCAACUUUGACAUCAUCAACGCGACAAUCGGGCUCGGAGCCGACAUCGACACAAGUGACUUCGCUAAGCGAGCUGGACAACAUUGACAUUUUCGACUUCUUCAACUACCCAAAAUUGCUGGAUCCGAGAUCAUCGAAUGGCCAAGCAUGGCAUACCCAGGGCGUCAACGGGUUGACUGGGGAGUCUAUGAGGAUGCCGGAUCCCGAGUCAGAUUGGUUAGGGUACAACUCGCAGUUUCAAUAA
This is a messenger RNA of Trichoderma reesei QM6a, 2112 nucleotides long. Its product is annotated as N-terminal binuclear Zn cluster-containing/DNA binding domain-containing protein. The transcript is spliced from 4 exons. The coding region runs from base 1 to 2112 and encodes 703 amino acids. Gene Ontology annotation, biological process: DNA-templated transcription; regulation of DNA-templated transcription. Lineage: Eukaryota; Fungi; Ascomycota; Sordariomycetes; Hypocreales; Hypocreaceae. The record is from RefSeq and is a predicted model, not a curated record. Gene Ontology annotation, cellular component: nucleus. Gene Ontology annotation, molecular function: zinc ion binding; DNA binding; DNA-binding transcription factor activity, RNA polymerase II-specific.